Aspergillus calidoustus is the source of this 552-nucleotide messenger RNA. The record is from the annotation of a GenBank genome assembly. NCBI's taxonomy places the organism in Eukaryota, Fungi, Ascomycota, Eurotiomycetes, Eurotiales, Aspergillaceae.
AUGAGUGAGAAAUUCCCCACCUCGCACCUAAACGAGCUCCGCCUUUUACGGCGUCGGAAAUUCCAGUUUUCCCAGACUCUCGAUUCUGUGCUUCGGUCUCAAUUUUCCCUGACCUCACCUUUUCUUUUGUAUUCUAUUGGGGCAUCUGACCGAUUUUCUGCCAGUAUCCGCCUGUCACCCUGCCUCGAAACAUCCUUCCACCGUGUUACCCAGAGCUGCCACGAGACGUGGGCAGCUCAUUUUCAAGACGUCGUCCACAAAGCGCCGCAAGGUAGCAGAGCCUCGCAGACCAACGGGUUUGUCGCUUGCCUCGCAGCCCGCAAGACGUCACUCGUCCACCUCGUCUCGCUCGCCUUCGACGGCCGCUCCUCCUCCUCGUCCUUCCUCUACCUCCGGCUCGAACCGCAGUCAGACCUCCGUCUCGCCCUCCCCGUCCUCUCGCUAUAUUCCCGCUCAUCUACAGGACGACGUACUAGGAACCGCCCCGUCCUCCUCCGCUGCCGCCGCAGCAGCGCGCUUACCAACCCCAGACUCCCCCACAAGCACCGUUGA